Molecule: messenger RNA, 1521 nt
Organism: Brachypodium distachyon (stiff brome)
Lineage: Eukaryota; Viridiplantae; Streptophyta; Magnoliopsida; Poales; Poaceae
Exons: 4
Coding region: 1-1521 (506 amino acids)
Source: RefSeq, a predicted model, not a curated record
AUGGGCUUGUCAAAGAGGAUUGCUGAGAAGGUCCAUCUUACCUUAUUGAAUUUAUGUUGCACCACAAGACUGGGAGAUGAUGGGCUUGUCAAAGAGGAAGAAGGCAUCUCAGAAGUAGAGCAACGACAUAUCGAGGAGGUGUUUGAUGAGCUCUGCCCUCCGUCCUGCUUAGAUAAUCUUGACAUUGAAGGAUAUUUUGGCCAGCGGCUCCCAAGGUGGAUGAUGUCAUCAUCAGUGGUGCCCCUCAAAAGCUUGCGGAUUCUAAUGAUGGAAGAUCUGGCUUGCUGCAUCCAACUGCCUAGUGGCUUGUGUCAGCUCCCUUGUUUGCAGUUAUUUCAGAUCAGACGUGCUCCAUCCAUCAACCGUAUUGGUCCUGAAUUCCUGCAGCUGUACCAUCAAGACAGUCAUCAUCCUUCUCAGGCAGCUAUGGUUGCGUUUCCGAGAUUACACCGGAUGUACUUGCUGGAAAUGGUUGAAUGGAAGGAGUGGGAGUGGGAAGAAAAAGUGCAAGCCAUGCUCGCCUUGGAGCAGCUUGUGAUUGGAAACUGCAAAUUGAGUUGUAUUCCUGCUGGCCUUGCCUCACAGGCAAAUGCUUUGAAGACAUUAUCCAUACAAUAUGUCAAGUACCUCAAGUCGCUAGAUAACUUUGCUUCUCUUGUUGAGCUUCAAGUGAGUUGCAACCCUGACCUGGAGAGUAUCACUAAUCUCCCCAAACUGCAGAAGCUUCUCAUCUCCACAUCUCCAAAGCUGCUGCUGCUGGAAGGUGUGCCUGCCCUUCAGAGGCUCGUGCUGGAGGAUUACGGCAUAAAAACACUCCCAGAGUACAUGCGAUAUGUGAACCCAAGACAUCUGGAGCUAGAAUGCAGGCUAGCCUUGCUUAGUUCCAUUGCUACAGGACAAUCUGGCCCUGAGUGGGACAAGUUUAGCCAUGUCAAGCAUAUCAAAGCAUAUGCACACGAUGGAGACAAUCGGAGGAAAUGGUUUAGCCAAUUAGGAACCUUGUGGUUUUGUGAGGACGAAAAAAGAUUUCAGUCCGUCUUCAAAAUGACAAGAAGAACCUUCAACCACAUCUGCAGCCUGUUGAAGGAGCCGUCUGUAGAAGAUACAAGCAGCUACACCUUUCUUGAUGGGAGGUUGUUGUGUUUAGAAGAUCGAGUAGCCGCUGCUCUGAUUGUGUUGAACUCUGGUGAGCCACUGGAGACCAUAGGAUCCUCUGUUGGCAUGAACCAAUUGACCGUCUCGCUUGUAACUGCGAGUUUUGUUGAUGCCAUGGUGAAGCGAGCAGCACACCACUCCUGCUGGCCAGGCACCGUUGAAAUGGAGAUGAUCAAAUCCAUGUUUGACAAGACCCAUGAUAUGAGGCUCAGAGACAGUUGGUUGGGAUGGUCAGAUAGCAUGAACCAGUGGAGCAUUUUGCAUGACUCUCAGCUCUUCAAGAAGUGCGACAAGGGUGCUUGGCUGAAUGGCAGAAAGCUGCACUUAUACAUAAUCGGUGAUGCAGGAUACCUUCUUCUCCCCUGA